Messenger RNA from Eimeria acervulina, 1174 nucleotides. Its product is annotated as dense granule protein GRA11, putative. The record is from RefSeq and is a predicted model, not a curated record. The transcript has 2 exons. The annotation marks the transcript as partial. Lineage: Eukaryota; Apicomplexa; Conoidasida; Eucoccidiorida; Eimeriidae.
AUGACAACAACCCUCGCCUCAGAGGCACGGGUGCAGCAUUCGUUGAAAUCCGCAUCAUGCUGGAAUGCUGUACCAUACCCUUGGUUUAUUUUACCACCAAAACGUAAAGGAAGAGGGCAGGUGGGUUGUAGUUCAACAUUUCGCCAACAGCGGAGCCGUGGGCCAGGUAUAUCCCUGGUGGCGGAAGUUCGUUCUCAGAGCUAUGAAACAUUUGAGAGUACCACCACCUACCAUGAUGCGCAGCAGGAUACUACUGCUGCAGUGACAGGCAGCAUUGAUUCGGAGAGUUACAGCCUUUCCCACACCGAAGAGGGUUAUAUUGGACAACUCAGCGCCGAAGAUGAUUCAGAUCGUCCAGACUGGAGGAGAAUGCUCAGGAACAGGGGCCAAUGCGAUUCGACAACCAGCAACACCUUCACUGUUUCAGAGCAAGCUGGUGUAGCCGGGAAGGCAAUGGAAGGCGAAUACGAAAUGGAGGGAUACAAACAAGGAGAAGGUAAUGCAGCACGCACCAACGCAAAUGACAACUCCAGUUUCCCUCCCCCUUCUGUCCCCCAUGACCCUACACGAAGAAAAAUCUUCCCAAAUCAAGGUGUCUCUUACGACUCCGAGUCUACUAUGCGUCGGUAUCUUGACACUGAGGAUGCAGAUGCCGAAGCUAUGGAGGAUCAACAGGUUGGUGAGAGCGCAGUUGACCGUGCGUUGGGCAAGAAGAAGAAGGCGACGUAUGUUGCUGCGCCUAUGAAGGCACCCGCCCCGAUAGUGAUGGCUGCGCCAACCAAGAAAGCUGCUCCAAUGUUCGUUGAACCUGCACCAAUGAUCAUUGAAGCGGCUCCCACCAAGAAGGGAAGAUACCUUGCUGCUGUGGACGAGCCUGAAGGGCAGCAAGAAACAGAGCAGUUCGAGCAGCACGACACCACUGGUGAGCGUAGCUUGGGCAAGAAGAAGAAGGUUGCCUACGUGGCUGAGCCCAUGAAGGUUGCUCCUCCCCCAAUGAAGUUCGCGCCACCUGCUCCUGCUCCCAUGGUGAUGGCAGCACCUACGAAGAUGGCCCCUGCUCCCCUGUUCGUUGAGGCUGCUCCCCCCAUGAAGGGAAGAUACCUUGCUGCUGAGGAUGAGCCAGAGGUGCAACUCGAAACCGAGAAUUUCGAGACUGAACAAUACGACACAGCAG